Messenger RNA from Empidonax traillii (willow flycatcher), 337 nucleotides. Its product is annotated as piezo-type mechanosensitive ion channel component 2-like. The transcript is spliced from 4 exons. Gene Ontology annotation, biological process: detection of mechanical stimulus; cellular response to mechanical stimulus; regulation of membrane potential. Gene Ontology annotation, molecular function: mechanosensitive monoatomic ion channel activity; monoatomic cation channel activity. The annotation marks the transcript as partial. The record is from RefSeq and is a predicted model, not a curated record. Lineage: Eukaryota; Metazoa; Chordata; Aves; Passeriformes; Tyrannidae. Gene Ontology annotation, cellular component: plasma membrane.
CCGCCGCGAUGGCAACCGAGGUGGUGUGCGGGCUCACCUUCCGACUGCUUCUGCCCGUAUGCCUCACUGCCGCCUGUGCUUUCCGUUACAAUGGGCUCUCCUUCGUCUACCUCAUCUACCUCCUGCUCAUUCCUCUGUUUUCAGAACCCACAAAAACAACGAUGCAAGGGCAUACAGGACGAUUAUUAAAAUCUCUGUGUUUCACCAGUCUAUCAUUUCUGCUGCUGCACAUCGUCUUUCAGAUUACAAUAAACAGUCUUGAAGCUGGAAAAACUAUUGAACCUGGUUUUAACUGUUCAACAUGGGAGAAAACAUUACGGCAGAUUGGUUUUGAAAG